Molecule: messenger RNA, 5687 nt
Organism: Porites lobata
Lineage: Eukaryota; Metazoa; Cnidaria; Anthozoa; Scleractinia; Poritidae
Source: the annotation of a GenBank genome assembly
CUGUGAAUGGAAAGAAAGUUCUUCACAUGGACCGACAGAAGUACUAUGGUGGGGAGAGUGCAUCAAUCACCCCCCUGAAUGAUGUAUGUGGAUCAUUGAUUUUUGUUGACAAAUUUUCACCUUGACAGGAUGCUUUGUUUUGCCUUUUUUGUGUCAUGGAGGUUAUUAAAAUUGCAGCCCGGAAAGUUUUCCCGCGUUGAUUUGUUUUGGAUGGCUUGAUAGUGAAAACCAGUAUUGUUCAAAGUAAUUUUUUUAUCUCAUGUACAGUGUAGUAGGAUGUCGAUCAAGGUAGUACAUCACUGGAUGAUUGCACCAGCUAAAGACCCAGAAAUUAGCUUCCUUUUUUUCAGUCAAUUGACAUCAUUGAAAUAAUUUUGGUGCUUACACUGUACAUGUAGUGUUAUUACAGUGUACAUGUAGUCAUAUAAAAAAUGCUCAUUUGUUGUCGUUGUUUUGAAUUUUAGUUCUUCACAUUGUUUGGGAAGACACUAGAUGAUGAAAACAAGUAUGGAAGGCCUAGAGACUGGAAUGUUGAUCUUAUUCCCAAAUUUUUGAUGGCUGGAGGUAAGUUUAGAUUUACGUAAGUCAGUAGAAGAGAGUCACGUCCAGUAUAAUUCCUUAAAGCUCCACAGAUGACAAGAACUGGGAUUUUACAGCUUUUAAACUCAUUGCCAGUUGAUGAGCUUGGGAACUGGUGCCUAAAAGGUUAGCGGAGUGGGGGGGGGGGGGGGGGGGCAAAUGCGAAAAAUAAGGCAAGGAGGUAACCAGGCAACCCUGGAAGUUGGAACCACCCCUGCAAGCGGCCACUAACUGGCACCAUCACACUGAGAAAAACCUCAGUGGAAGAGAUACUUACCAUGUGAAGUACUUACCUGCGCACCCACACAUGACAGCAGGGAGAGAGGAGAGGGAGCAAGAAUCUGCAAAGAUUCGCCAACACAAAGCUUAAAGAUGAUCUGCAAUGAUCAGCGAGAGUAGCUUGCAAAAUAAUGCUAAAGGAUAGCGGCUCUGAAAACCUGAAAUGGGCUGCCCCGCACGUCAUGCAUGCUAAUACGGGGACACCACUGGCAGCAUUGGCUCGAGAUUAACUUAGCCUAAAUAAAAAUUUAGCCACAUAAAAAAUCAGUAGAUUUGAUGCAAGCUGCUGCUAAAAUACACUAGAAAAUAAAGUCACAACAACUAUUUCAUGUAGAAAUCACUGAGACAGUCCAGGGAAUCCCAGAACUGGAGAGAGUUUACCAAAGGAGCUAGGGUCCUUUCGUACAUAUAAUGUACGAUGGCUGCUUAAAGGGUUAAGCAAAAAUAAAAAUAGCCUAAAUAAAAGUUUAGCCACAUAAAAAAUCAGUAGAUUUGAUGCAAGCUGCCACUAAAAUACACUAGAAAAUAAAGUCACAGCAACUAAUUUUCAUGUAGAAAGCACUGAAACAGUCCGGGGAAUCCCAGAACUGGAGAGGAGUGGUGACUAUGCCAUAUGUCCAUUCAUUCAUGGAGAAAAUACAACGCAUAUUCACCAAACACAGGGUAGCCACUGUGAUUAAACCUCAAACCACCGUCAGACAGGUUUUAGUUCACCCGAAGGACAAAGUUGAGAAGCACAAAAAGUCUGGAGUGGUGUACAAAAUUCCAUGCAGCCAAUGCGAAAAGGUAUAUAUCAGUGAAACAGGGAGACAGCUGGGAACCAGGAUCACAGAACACAGAAAGGAAACAGAAAAGAUCUCUGACAGAAAUUUCACAAGAUCCACCCGCAGAGCUUCUACCAAUGAACACCAUAAAUCAGCCAUAACAGACCACGUCUGUCAGAACAAUCAUAUUAUGAAUUGGGAAGCAAGUGAAAUAGUUGAGCAGGAAAGCGACAAGUUUAAGCGAUGGAUUAAGGAAUGCUCAUGUAUUAGAUCGAACACUCCUACUAUGAACAGGGACGAGGGAGCCUAUCAGCUUUCUCCCAUAUGGACACAAGUGAUCUCCACCCCCAAACCAGGGGGGAGGGGGCGUCUACAGAGUGACUUUGCGCGUUUAUCACGAUAAUUAACACCUCCAGAAGCCCAUUUAAGGCUUCUGACACUUUUCAUGUUUUUCAAGUUUUGAUAAAGAUGGCUGACAGUCAUCGAAACUGUCAGCAUCAAUAAGACGUUAAUACUGGCUAUGAUUUAAGAACAUUUAAAUCAACGAUUUUUAGCACCUUUCCAACGAGUUUUGCCCAUGCAUGAUUGUGGUUUGUCUUUGUUAUAUAAACCCUCCAUUAGACAGUUUUAUUUGUCAGCCAAAUUUCAAGGCACUGUAAUAUUGUCGUGUUGCGCUGGCUUGUUUUUGUUGAUUGAUAUGGUAUUACUUGCAACCUUGGCUGAUAUAUAAUAAUCAGGUGCAUGUGGCAUUCCACUGCCUAUAAACCAUUCCAUUAGCCGUAGGGAAAUAUUGCUUCUGCGUGCAGAUGGUCUGUUUGGAUCUGCUUUAGUGGGAUUGCUUAUAAUUAUGACGAUAUGAACAGGCAUCUAAAACAGUUUCGCUCCACACUAACUCUGGAUCUAGAGGUCUGGGGUUCAAGCGUCGCCCAACGUGUUGUUUCCUUUUCCUUAGACAAGGAACUCUUUUUUUUUACUCCACUUUGCCUCUCUUCACCCAGGUGUAUAAAUGUGUACUGGCGACAUACUCCUGUGAGGUAACCCUGUAAUGAACUAGCACCCUUCUAUCGUGAGGGGGGGAGUAGCAAGGAAAUGCUAACCAUGGCCGUUUGGACUUUUGGUGUGUGCCUUUAUCUUUACCCUUUUUUUACUUCAAGAUUAUGGAGUAUAGGCUUCAUUUUUUUUUCUUUAUUUUUUUCUUUUGUUGUAUUAGAAAUUUAUAUUGAAUAUUAUAAGAGGGGUACCCAAUAAAGCUGUGGAAAAAAAAGAAAAAAAAUCUGCUUCAGCUGUUGGUUGACAAUUUUUUUUGUGUUACUUCUGUUUUAGUUUCAAGAACAAUGUAAGAAGAAAUCUGAAGCCAUUGUGCAAAAGCUUCAAAAGCUUGUAGCUUCACCGCUACAAGCUCUGCUAGUACAAAAACUGAAGAGGCUGCCGCCGCUUUGAAGGAUGAUACUAAUGAGAAUUCUAAAUUAUGGAGUAGUGUGAGCACUAGGAAAUGAGUAGGUAUUGCAAAGCAAUUUUAUUUUUUAUUUAUGCCUGUUUAUUAACAUCUUUCCUGUAACUACCAGGAAAAGUGGAAUUGAGUAAACUGUAGAAAAUACUUCUCAAAUAAUUAUUAUGAAUAAUUCAUCAAAGGAAACAAAAAAGAAAGUCACAAACGUAAAAGUAAGGCUAUAAAAUAAAAGUUAUCAUGAAAAUUGAGCAAAAUGUAGAAUAUGUACAAUAUCUGCAUAAAAUCCUCUAGUGUGACCAUUCAAAUGAAAGCUACUGAGCAGUACUUUCCUGUGGUACUGUUUAUAAUGCUGUACAGUGUGGUUCUAACUUUUGAGUGUGGCUGAAAUCUUGAAUUGUAACCAUUCAAAGGAAAGCUUUUUUUCAGUACUUUCCUGUGGUACUGUUUAUUAUGGUGUACAAGGUGGUUUUAACUUUUUGAGCCUGUGGAUGAAAUGAUUCAGUGUUUUGAAUGUUCAUACUUAUAGGUGCAAAAAUAGCGUCCAAGACCUUGACCAUAAUAAACAGUACCACAGGAAAGAACUGCUCAUGAGUAGCUUUCAUUUGAAUAGUCAGACCUUAGCAUUUCAACCACGAUCUCAAAAGCUAGAACCACCUUGUACAGCGUAAUAAACAGUACCACAGGAAAGAACUGCUCAGUAGCUUUCAUUUGAAUAGUCAGACCUUGGGAUUUCAUCCACGAUCUCAAAAGUUAGAACCACCUUGUACAGCAUAAUCAACAGUACCACAGGAAAGAACUGCUCAGUAGCUUUUAUUUUGAGUGGUCACACUGCAGGAUUUUAUCCACAGACUUAAGGACACUGUGUAAAAAUUUGCUGAAAGCAAACUCAAUGCAUCUCGUUUCCUUUCCUUGAACGCACUUUUCAAUGCUAGAACAAAGCAAUGAAGCAUACUACAUUGUGUUCGAUUUGAUGUUGUUGUUAUUCAUUUUUUUUUCGGUGGUUGUUGUUAGGCUUAAUUCAUUAUCCAUCCUCACAAAAGCGUCUCUGGACAAGGCUAAAGACAACACUCAGCAGAUUAACAAGUAAGGCUUGCUAUAUUAUGAAAGUUGUUCAAUUUGCCAAUCACAGCUGUCUGUUUUUCUUCCUAUGUAGUUUUUCAUUGUUCAUUAAUUUAUUCAUUUAUCAUCUCUUUUUCUUUAGUGUGAUUACGGGUUUUAUAAACCUUUACUCGUCAAUCAAUGAUCAUCUGGCGAAAAAAGCUAAAGAGUAAGUGUACACUUCUGAUCUUCACUCUGACAUGACUUUUACAAAUUAACGAAAAAUUAAAUUUCCCAUUAUUUGCCCUAGUCAGUAUUUUAGCGCUAAGGCUAGUGGGGCCGAGCAAAUGCCUGAAAACAAAUAAUUCAAAUGAAUGUAAACAGGGCUAAGAAUCCCAACUGGCCGUAGACAAACCAGCUGUCUAUUUACAAGCAUGGUCGAGGAUUUGAACUUGGGACAACCGAGAACAAAUCCAGCUAGUGGUCAGAGCGGGACUUAAACUCGGGGCUUCCGAAUUACAAGUCCAGCAGAGCUCUAACCGCUCGGCCAUGCUGCCUCCCUGACAAGGAGAAAAGACAAAGUCCGCGAGAGAAAGUACAUGUGUUUCCUGAACCUUUUUUUGUUUUAUAAAUCUCUUUGUAGUGGCAUAUUCAUCUUGUCAAGUCAAUUGAUAAAACUCGAUAUGUUUUACUACCCACCUAAACAGCUUUUUAAACUACCGUAAAAUUCCGAAAAUAAGCCCCGGGGCUUAUAUUUUUCAAAGGCCCUUUUUGAGGGGCUUAUUUUUGGAGGGGCUUAUAUUCGGAGGGGCUGAUCUACGGAGGGAAAUUUGCGUUUCAAAGUGGAUUGUGCUAGCCUUAUAUUUGGAAUAAAUUUACCGUUUUUGCUUUGUUUUCCUUUGUAUUUGAGGGCAAUUUUCCAAGUACAAGUGCCCGGGGGGCUUAUAUUUGGAGGGGCGAUUUAACGGAGGGUUUUUUGCGUUACCGGUUUGGGGGGCUUAUAUUUGGAGGGGCUUAUACAUGGAGGGGCUUAUUUUCGGAAUUUUACAGUAACCCGUUUAUUUUUCGUAAGAAUUCAUCUUUUCCGACGUAGAAUUUCUAGUGCACAAUAAGUCAGAGUUUUACGACAAAAGAUGGUUUAAUUGAACCAAAUUUAAGUGGGUUUUAAUUUUUGUUCAACAGACUGGAGGAAACAAUGACCGGGGAGUCGCAAAACUAGCGGCAGUUGGGGAAACGCCAGACGCAGCCCUGAUGGGCCAAUGCUGGCAUUCCAGUUUCCUGUCAUGGAAUCGCCUCCGAGCCAGUGACCCUCACUCAGUCCCGCUACAGGCCAACCAUGCUGUUCACAAUCACAGACUAUCCAGCUUAUGAGUUGAUCCUCAACUCAACAGUUGAAAACUGUUGGCGUGAACAGCAUGAACAAUGAAGAGCAUUAUGGGAAUACUCCUGCUCUGAUCAGAGGCCUGGGACUGACUGGUUCCCAGACUUCAAAUGUGGUCCUGUCUAUUCAACUUUUCAAGUUUAGGGACCGUUCAUUUUUUAUGGGGUAGUGGGGCUGGUGGGAUUUGAAGAAAAGC